Physella acuta is the source of this 1161-nucleotide messenger RNA. Its product is annotated as ficolin-1-like. Gene Ontology annotation, molecular function: calcium ion binding. Lineage: Eukaryota; Metazoa; Mollusca; Gastropoda; Physidae. The record is from RefSeq and is a predicted model, not a curated record.
UACAAAGCAGAGAUGACGUUUGGAAAUUUAAAAAUAAUCUUUGCAACUCUUUUGCUAUUCUGUCCGGUCUAUACUCAAGCCAACUGUAAAUGUGAGCAAAUUACAACUUAUGAAAACGGCCAUCGUGUCUGUUCUUGUAGACCCGGCUAUGCCGUCAGCAGAGAUAAUCCUAACAAGUGCCAAGACAUUGACGAAUGCGGAAAUAACUCUACGAGUCCAUGUGAGCAGAUUUGUAGCAACACAAUAGGAAGCUACUCGUGCUCGUGCAAUUCUGGAUACAGCAUCAACAGCACAGAUGCUAGUAGGUGUGAAGACAUUGACGAAUGCGGAAAUAACUCUACGAGUCCAUGUGAGCAGAUUUGUAGCAACACAAUAGGAAGCUACUCGUGCUCGUGCAAUUCUGGAUACAACAUCAACAGCACAGAUGCUAGUAGGUGUGAAGACAUUGACGAAUGCGGAAAUAACUCUACGAGUCCAUGUGAGCAGAUUUGUAGCAACACAAUAGGAAGCUACUCGUGCUCGUGCAAGCCUGGAUACAGCAUCAACAGCACAGAUGCUAGUAGGUGUGAAGCAACAUGCAAAAGUGUAAACAACAGUGACCCUCGACCUCUCGUGAACCUAGACUCUGGAGUUGAAGUCAUGUGUGACACAGAGACAGACGGUGGAGGAUGGAUCAUUUUCCAAAGACGUGUUUCUGGGUCUGUAGAUUUUUACAGGAACUGGACUGAAUACAAAAAUGGGUUUGGUGAUUUCAGUUCAGGUAAUUUUUACCUGGGCAACGAGAACAUUUAUCUCUUAACGUCAAACCGUCCAACUGAACUGAGAGUGGAUUUUAUCCACGAAGGAACAAAAUAUUUCGCCCAGUAUUCCAGCUUCAACAUUUCUAGCGAGUCAGACGGUUACAGGCUACAUGUUGGUGGCUACACCGGAGAUUACGCAGACAAUCUAGCCUACCACAAUGAUAUGAAGUUUUCCACAUUUGACCAGGAUAAUGAUAUGAUUGGCCUUAACUGCGCGGAAAUGUAUCAAGGAGCGUGGUGGUAUAAAACCUGUUACUACAGUAACCUUAACGGCGUAUACGGUUCUCAGGAGUAUAUUGGCAUCUGCUGGUUGGAUUUUGUAGGUUUAUCACUCAGCGAAAUGAAAUUUAGACGUGCUUAA